AUGCAAAACUGGUUCAGUGAAUAUGUCGAUGGUUGUAUUAAUCACUUGAUUAAUCUAACUAAACCUGGUAAAGACAAAGAUGAAGUUGGUAAGAUAAAAGAAGAAAUCAAUCUUGUCCAACUAUUAGAAGGUUGUCCACGAGAAAUUCUUGAUUUUGCGGCUCAUUUGAAGGCACUCACAUAUUCAGAUGAACCGAACUAUGAUCUCCUUGAAACCAUUUUAAAUAAUAUUAUUAUGAAAUAUAAUAUAAGUUUCGAUGAACCAUACGAUUGGGAGAAUGGAUAUGAAAAAAUUGGAGGCAAAGCGCGAGUUAAUGGUGAACCUAUUGCUAAAAAUCGAUCACAUACAACUGCAAUUAAGGAUCGGUUACCUGAAGAAAAAAACAAAGCUCUUGAUACACAAGCACCAAUUACGAUGGGUGAAGAUGAUGAUGAACAAACUGGUGCUCAUGGAAAGUGGCAAGUAAUUACUCAUGACAAAGAACAACAAGAUAAACCAAAAUACAAAAGACAAGAAUUUAUGAGGCCAAAAUAUGGUCCAGUAAAUUUCGAUAUCAUUGAUGCCGUCAAUGCUAGAUUAGCUGCUGCUAGUAGAUCAUCAACUGAUAAUCUUGAUGCAAAUAAUGCCAAUAACACGGGAAAAACUAAAAAGAAUGGUGAUGUUGAGGCGACAUUCGAAUUACCCGCUACUUUAUUGAAACCUCUUAGCAAUGAACAGCACAUUAAUGCACAACAGUGCUCAACUAUAGGUGUUUGUGCGAUUCGGCAAAAAAACAAUAAUGAUCGAAACUCAAAAGGAAAUCGCUCAGUUGUGAUAGAUUUAUCAAACGGGAAACGCAACAACAAAAAAUUAAAUAUUGUUCCAGUAGAUGGCAGUUCAUAUGCUCAAGCAGAUGAUGAAGGAGUUGUAAGUAGUCAUUUAAAAGCACCUACAAUCACCAGCAAAUGGCAUGCAUCGUUUGAUGAAUCGUGUGAAGAUGGUGAAGCAAUCGUUGAGGGUAUUCAUGGAGACAAAUCAGAAAACAGUAUUUCGCCAAAAAAACCAGAAAACCGAUUCGCUGGUGUUCGACCUUUUCGUAAUAUUUUUUUUCCAUGCUUUCCUCUUCUCUGA
Molecule: messenger RNA, 1110 nt
Organism: Dracunculus medinensis (Guinea worm)
Lineage: Eukaryota; Metazoa; Nematoda; Chromadorea; Rhabditida; Dracunculidae
Source: the annotation of a GenBank genome assembly